AGGGUAGACAGAUAUGUCUGCCCGUAGAAAAUUAUGGAUCUACCUACUCCACUCCAAUCUCAUCAGUCAUCCCGUGAUCAUGGCACUUGCAACAGUGUCGAAAUAUCGGGAGUCUCAUAUCCCCAUUUAAACGCGGUAAGAUGAAAGCAGAAGAAGAAUUGGCGAUCAAAGGAGCACACCUACUCGGGCCAAGUUUGGAGUCAAAAUUCGACGAACUGAAGUAUGAGAUCACUCACAAAAUUGACAAGGAGCUGACUGACUCACAGAACGCGAGAGAGUAUAUAUGUCAGAAGUAUGAUGAGCUGUGCAGCAAGAUCCAGUACCUGUCUGAGCUGGACGCCACCGUUACUGGCUUCCGAAGUGACGUGAGAGCUGUGGAGAAACAGGUGACAGCUCUAGCGGGGCGGGUAGACCACAUAGAGAAGCGAGCGUUGUACCGAGACUGCCCGAGUCUGACCUCGUCCAACUUCUGAUAUAAUAAGCAUACUAAGAAUAAUCCAUAUGGUGCUAUUGAUAUACUUACCGUUCAAUUUUCCUGUUCGUAACUUGUAACUGUCUUUUUGGCGUGUAAAUAAAGUUU
Molecule: messenger RNA, 580 nt
Organism: Pectinophora gossypiella (pink bollworm)
Lineage: Eukaryota; Metazoa; Arthropoda; Insecta; Lepidoptera; Gelechiidae
Exons: 3
Coding region: 141-473 (110 amino acids)
Source: RefSeq, a predicted model, not a curated record